UUGACAUUUAGCGUUCUAUGUGUCAAGUCAAAUUAAUUUCGAAAAUUGUUCUGUUCUUUAAUACUGUUUUAAAUAAAUGGGCGUAUUUUAGCGUAAUUUAAUAUAAGUAUUACACAAUGGCAGGGACGUAUUACUUUGUUAUCGUCGGUCACGCAGACAAUCCAAUCUUCGAAAUGGAUUUUAUUCCAGUGACCAAAGAAGUUAAGAAAGAAGACAACCGACAUCUAAACCAGUUCAUAGCUCAUGCAGCGUUAGACCUGGUAGACGAACACAUGUGGAAGGUGACCAACAUGUACCUCAAGUCCGUGGACAAGUUUAACCAGUGGUUUGUGUCCGCGUUUGUUACUGCUAGUCAGAUGCGGUUUAUAAUGGUCCACGACGCUCGCAAUGAAGACGGGAUCAAGAAUUUCUUCACAGAUGUUUACGAAGCAUACAUUAAAUUGAUGCUAAAUCCAUUCUAUAAGGAAAAUACCUCUAUUACACUGCCAGCAUUCGAAAAGAAAGCUCAGUUUUUAGGAAAGAAGUAUUUAACAUAGUUAAAAAUAUUUUAUGUAUUUAUGAAGGAUAUUGUUUACAAAGUUUCAGUUGAAAAAUAGAAUUCUCGUUAAAAUAAUCGAAACACGUUCUUUUUUCAGAACACGAUUUUAAAUUUUAAAUUCGUAUUUCGAACAUUGAUAUUGAGAAUUUAAAAUCUUGUAUUAUUUUUGUUUUUCUGAUAAUCCGAACUAUAAUCUUGUGAUGUUUCGAUUUUUUUUAUGAGAAGCGUAGAUUAUUUAUCAAUGUAACGUUAAGUAUAAUAAACAUUGUUUAAUUGUAAAUAUAGGACUAAUAUAAUAAAUCUGUUUAUUAAAUUGUU
Pectinophora gossypiella (pink bollworm) is the source of this 856-nucleotide messenger RNA. It is a transcript of the gene Trs20, whose product is annotated as trafficking protein particle complex subunit 2. Gene Ontology annotation, cellular component: cytoplasm; nucleus; TRAPP complex. Gene Ontology annotation, biological process: endoplasmic reticulum to Golgi vesicle-mediated transport. The transcript has 3 exons. Lineage: Eukaryota; Metazoa; Arthropoda; Insecta; Lepidoptera; Gelechiidae. The record is from RefSeq and is a predicted model, not a curated record. Bases 117 to 536 code for a protein of 139 amino acids.